GGCCAUGUCGAAGUGUCAGCGUCUGAUUCGAUGAGCCGCAGCAAAAUACCAAAACUCCUGCGCAGCUGGGCUCGUCACAUAACACCAAGACUCACGAAUUCACCGUUGUUUCGCGAAGAGAAGGAAGAAGGUCGUAGAGAAAGAUGGAGAAGAUGAUGGCUAUGAGAUCACUGUACCGCUCCCUCAGCUCCAGAUCUUAUGCGAUGGCUGCCGUCAACCACCAGCUGCUCCGCCAUUACUGCGGUGGUCGGAGCCUCUUCAAUCUCUCAUCCCCACCUGCCUCUUCUACCUCACCCAACCACACCCUUGCUUCUUCCGACUGCAGGUCUCCUUUUUCAAUGGGGUUGGGAAGUAGGCGUUUUUACAGUGAAGACCAUGUUCCCAUGCCUUCCAUAGCCGACCCUGAUCUAGAAAGAGCUUUCAAGGAUUUGAUGGCUACCAGUUGGGACCAUCUCCCUAAUCAUGUCAUACAUGAUGCAAAGGCUGCAUUAUCAAAAAAUACCGAAGACAAGGCUGGCAAGGAGGUUGUAGAGAAUGUUUUUCGUGCAGCCGAGGCAGUUGAGGAAUUUUCUGGGAUGCUCUUGAAUUUGAAGAUGGAACUUGAUGACACAAUUGGAAUGAGUGGCGAGAAUGUAAAACCCCUGUCAGAUGACCAUGUGAAGGCACUUCGCACUAUUUUUGAUCGCUACAAUACCUAUUUGGGUGCAUUUGGACCUAAUGAGGCUUAUUUGCAAAAGAAAGUAGAGACAGAGGUGGGGUCAAAGAUGAUAUACUUGAAGAUGAGAUGCAGUGGCAUGGGCUCUGAGUGGGGAAAGGUUACACUUCUGGGAACUUCUGGGCUUUCUGGGUCAUACAUCGAGCACAGAGCUUAGCCCCACAGUUAUGCAUAUUCUUAUUGUAUUUGCGAGCUUUCCUGUGUUUGGAGUCCUGUUUCUUAGUGUUUGAAGACAAGCUGACAUAUCCUCUCCUCCAAAACCAUAUUGUUUGGGUUUUGAUGUUAUUUAAUAAGAGCUUAACUUUGUCAACUACAAUGAGCGGAAAAAUGUACACCUUUUUUUUCUUGAUUAUAACCCAUAAUGCUAUAACUUCUACUUUCCUGCAGAAUAAGCAAGGUCUUGUUCAUUUU
Molecule: messenger RNA, 1126 nt
Organism: Ziziphus jujuba (common jujube)
Lineage: Eukaryota; Viridiplantae; Streptophyta; Magnoliopsida; Rosales; Rhamnaceae
Product: succinate dehydrogenase subunit 5, mitochondrial
Exons: 4
Coding region: 144-872 (242 amino acids)
Biological process (GO): tricarboxylic acid cycle
Cellular component (GO): respiratory chain complex II (succinate dehydrogenase)
Source: RefSeq, a predicted model, not a curated record